AUGGUGUACGAACUUCGUGGAGCUGUUAGUGAAAUCAUUAAAGUAGCAUCUAAUGCCCGCAGGUACCGUUUUAUAAUCAUUCACUAAAUAAUUUUAUAUCACGAUCUUCAAGCGUUAAAAGUAUCAGAUAUUUUAUUGGAGUAAUUAAAGAAACUGUAUCAUUUUUUUCUGCAUCAACCAAAAUAACAGCGGUUUUAGGAAAAUAUGUUGGGCAUCAGUUGGCUUAUGCGAAACAAAAUUGGUCGUGAAACAUGAAGAAGUAAUGGGUUUCAAGCAAGAUAUGCAUAAAAUUAUUGAUGCAUUGUUGGAAACAUGGAGAGACUUUAAUACUUCUGGAGAAGCUAAAUCCCUAUUAAUAAUAUUAUGUGACAGUGAAAUUAUUGUUUCACUUUGUAGUCUCUCUCAUAUGCUUAGCUACUCUUUUCCACUAAGUAAAUUUUUUCAAAAAAACUCUAUUGAUUUACACGCAGCAGCCAAUAUAAUGAAAGAUAUACUAAAUAUUCUGUCAGAAUGCCGAGAAAACGUUUCUACUCAGUUUACAGAAAUUUAUAAAUCGUCUGAGAGUAUGGCUAAAACUCAAAAAGUUGAUUUGAAAAUCACAAGGAAUUAUUCAAGACAAACAAAUCGUACAAAUUAUCCAACCAAUAUUACAGUAGAAUAUUAUAAAUUAACCUAA
Molecule: messenger RNA, 676 nt
Organism: Cinara cedri
Lineage: Eukaryota; Metazoa; Arthropoda; Insecta; Hemiptera; Aphididae
Source: the annotation of a GenBank genome assembly